AUGUUUAAAAAUUUGUUCCGUCCUCGUCGAUCGAACAAGGAAAACGAAAAUCAGCAUGAACGACGUGAAGUGGAACGUCAUGCUAAUGAAUUCGAACGAAACUCAUAUACUUCUAAAUCCCUGAAAAAUUCCCGUGAAAAGCGAUCUUAUCACGUAGGCAAUCAAAAUCGCCGUGGAACUGCGGGAAUAGGCCUUGACGAGAGCGUCCCGUCAGCCACAGCAUCUUACCAUGGAAUCUCUCAUCGAAAGUACCCUCGUGGUACUCAAUCCUGUUAUGAUUCUAUUAAUGAGAGUUUCGACCGUUUUUCAAACAACAAUCGGUCUUUCGUUGCUUUAAAUCAUCCAAAGUAUAGGGAACUCCGCGCUGAGUUGCGAGUAACAAAUGAGCGUAAAAAUUAUUACAAAGACUUAUACAAGCGUGAACGACAAGAUCGGAUACGUGAUCGUGAAUUGCGCGAUUUGGUUGAAAAAAAACUAAUGGACGAUUUGAAAAGGAAAAAUAUGGAAUGUUCUAGUAACCUGCUUCGAAUUAAGGCAUUAGAGAAAAAACUGCAACUGCAUCAAACUAGUUUUCCACCUACAAUUCGAGAAUCACCUUUUCGAGUUCCACACUUUUGCACACCUUCCACGUCUAACACGGCUUCAACGAUGGCAGGAGCAGGUGAAGCUUUAUCGAGUACGUCCGAAUUGUUUGGAAUUCAAGCUGCUUAUCUUACCAAUCCCUUAGCCAACGAAGCAGGUACAGCAGCUCUCGUUAAUCUACCGAUCAACUGCGACGAAAUGCCAGAUGAAACGAAGGUUUUCCGGCAACCUGAUGAUUUUACAGUAGAGUUAGCAAGAAAUACUAGUAAAAUCAAAAGAAAAUCUGUGGAUCAUUGCGAUGGCGGCAGUAAUCAGGAUGAAAUUUCAUCGAAUUCUUUGCAUUUAGCUGUGGAUAGCAAGGAAUACUGCAAUGGAACGAUACUAGAAGAAGAUCCACAGUCAGACAAUGGUUAUGGAACCACUUCAGAAUGUGCUUCAGAACGUGUACGUGGGAUACAUAGAACACAUGGUAGUUACGAUGCUUCGUCGAGCACUUAA
Molecule: messenger RNA, 1080 nt
Organism: Thelazia callipaeda (thelaziosis nematode)
Lineage: Eukaryota; Metazoa; Nematoda; Chromadorea; Rhabditida; Thelaziidae
Source: the annotation of a GenBank genome assembly